UUUUAUGUAUCAUGCGGAGUUCUUUUCUCUGCAUCCUCUGUGGUGAAGUGUUUUCUAGGCAUCCGAUCUUUCAAUUCCCUUUGCGUUGGACAAGGACUUUUCUAGGAUGUCCAUAUUCAAUCAGAAGUGUGCUUUCUUCGUUACUGGUGCAUCGCGCGGCUAUGGACGGGCAAUAGCCUUGGCACUUGCUAAGGAAUUGGCUGAGGGAGAAUUGCUCGGUGAAGGCUCCUUGCUAGUGGGGACAUCGAGAUGCCAAGAGCGUCUGGAUAGCCUGAAAGAGGAGCUUGCGUUCGUGUGCCCCAAACUGGUGGUGCGCUUGCGCUGUGUGGAGAUCAGCGAUGUAGCUAGCAUGGCUGAAGUGUUCUGUGAUUUAGUGAAAGUUGAGCACGCCUAUGACGUAGCCGCCAUAGUACACAAUGCUGGAAGCGCAGGCGAUUUGACUGUAUCUUGUCUGCAGCAGACAGAUGCCGGUGCUGUACAGAAAGCUCUGGAUCUGAACAUUAACUCAUUGCUGCAAUUGAAUGGUGCGUUCCUGCGACAGUUUGAAUCAACCCCAACAACCCUGUUUGUUGUCAACAUCACAUCACUGCUUGCUGUGGAGGCAUUUCCAGGACUGCACAUAUACUGCUUGGCCAAGGCUGCACGGGAUAUGUACAUCAAGGUACUGGCAAAAGAACAGCCAUCCGUCCGCUGCCUGAAUUGGGCACCAGGACCCAUGCCCACUGACCUCUUCGAUGAAAUCAAAACCCAGUCGUUUCGCUCGGACAUACGCGACUCGUUCGCAAAGAUGGCAGAUGAGAAGUCAUUCGUAACGUGUGCAGCGUCAUCAUCCAAGCUGAUGGGUUUGCUGAGAGACAACAAAUUUGAAUCAGGCUCUCAUAUAGAUAUCUAUGAUUUGUGAUGAGCAGGUCUCUCGUACUAGCUUUCCAGCAAAACACAUCAUUAUUCGCACAGAGCGCUUUGGCUUGCUGUGUGGUAAAUACUGGGCAUUCUAGUCGGGACAAUAGGGGUAUGGCGUCUGCGAAUGGCCGAACCAGUUGGAUGUGCAGGCUACGCUUUACCAUCUCCGGUGGACCGUGCGGCGAUGGAUUGGUGGUGAUUUAUUGAUUCUACGUUCUUCCAAAGAACAUCAACAUCCAAGCAGCAACGUCUGUGUCCCGCAUGUGUGACAUUUGGUGCCCUGGCAUCAUGGGAAGUGCCGUGCAGAACGGGUAAAAAGUGUUUGUUUUAACACCUGUCAGUUUUCUGGAACUACGCUGUGCGUAAUAUAGAUCUUGGCUGGACUUUAGAGGUGGCUGGGCCAUCCAGUUUUUUUGAACUUUAUUUGGAAUAUUUGGUAUGAAAUUAGUUCAUUUAUGCCUUAUUCGUUUCCUCCAUAUACUGGAUAUAUUAUACCGUAAUACAUUGUAUUGUAUUGAAAGUUCUCAUGAAACGUCUUUCCACCUCACUGUGAGAAAAUUAUACACUUUUCUUGGUUACAUUUUACUUGAAAACUAUCUGGUUUUUGUAUUAA
This is a messenger RNA of Sycon ciliatum, 1513 nucleotides long. Its product is annotated as sepiapterin reductase-like. Gene Ontology annotation, biological process: tetrahydrobiopterin biosynthetic process. Bases 107 to 901 code for a protein of 264 amino acids. The record is from RefSeq and is a predicted model, not a curated record. The transcript has a single exon. NCBI's taxonomy places the organism in Eukaryota, Metazoa, Porifera, Calcarea, Leucosolenida, Sycettidae. Gene Ontology annotation, molecular function: sepiapterin reductase (NADP+) activity.